Molecule: messenger RNA, 240 nt
Organism: Paramecium octaurelia
Lineage: Eukaryota; Ciliophora; Oligohymenophorea; Peniculida; Parameciidae
Source: the annotation of a GenBank genome assembly
AUGGGCUGCUCCAUUUAAAAACAGAAGCUUCCACUAUCUCAAUAAACUAUUGCUGUAUAUUAAAAAUUAAUAACCUAGUUCUCAAUUAACACUCAUACUCCUUAAUCUUCAUAGGAUAUUACUGAGCGAUAGCAAAAUUUAAAAACUCUGAAAUCACUAUUGAAAAGCUCGAAUUUUGCUAUUGCAUAGACUUACUAAACUAAUAACAGAAGAAGAAUGAAUCAUCUGAAAAAAUCAUGA